This is a messenger RNA of Xiphias gladius (swordfish), 2234 nucleotides long. RefSeq names its product centromere protein L (gene cenpl). The transcript has 8 exons. Bases 319 to 1431 code for a protein of 370 amino acids. The record is from RefSeq and is a predicted model, not a curated record. Lineage: Eukaryota; Metazoa; Chordata; Actinopteri; Istiophoriformes; Xiphiidae.
AAAAACAAAGAAAGUGGGCAUAGCAACGACAGUACUUACUUUCCAAUCACCUCGCACAGCUCGUAGACAUCCUCGAACAGCACGUCGUCGUCCGCCAUGGUCAUACAGGUGCAGCGGUUCCUGUGAUGCAGGUGCGGGGAACCAGGUGGAAUUUCCUCAGGUGUGGGAGGAUAAACCCAGAGAUGCGUUGGUGAUGCCCCCUAGAGAAUUGCAGCCACAAAGAAACAAAAAGAAAGAAGGCUUGGACUGAUAGCUACUCAGACUCCUGGGAAAGCGCGAUGUUCAAAUUUGUUUCCGGUUUCAUUCGGUAGGCCAGACAUGGAACGACAUCAUAACAGUGUGGUGAGGACUCCCCUCAACAGUGUUGUAGUUCAGAGGAGGAGCAAAAGCAAGAGCUACAGGCAGUCGUACCGCAGCUGCUUAGGUGCCGGUUCACGGCUCGGCUUAACUCCAGCGUUUACAGCUCGGAGACUCAACGCCAGCAGAAGAGCUAAAAGGUCACACAAUAUCAACGAGAAGGUGAAUUCAGAGCAGCUGGCCUUGCUGUUGAAAACGGAGUGGAAGCUGUCGUACGUUACUCCUCUGUAUCAGUUCAGUCAUACCCAGCUGAAGAGCUACUCCAGGCAGCUCUCAGCAUUUAUUGCUGCAGAGAAGCAGCAAGGUCUGGCAGUGGAAGUGGAAGGAUCACAGAGCAGCUUCAGAGUGUCCUUCUCUGUGGUGCAGGGAAUGACCGAGACCGAUGACGAUGCUGAGACCAUCCUCAUACAGAUCCAUUCGAAGCCUUUGUUUAGUAGGCAGGACGACCCCCAGAGGUCAGUAUGGAGCGGCUGGCUGACCUGCAUCAACGGCAACCCCGAUUACCUGCACUCACUCCCGAAAGACUUCAUCUGCCUGCCGCUCUUCGGCAGCAGUGGGUCCGACGUUCUCACUACUUUGGUCCAUUCGUGGUUCCAGCAGACAUUUGACUGUUGCUUUGGGCCCCUGGAAAUCAGCCAUACCAGCCUACAAUGGCUGGUGGCAUUAUGGACUAACUGCCACAGUGAAUCCAACAUCCAGCACCUGAAAAUGAUUUGGACUCUUCCAGUUGUGCCACCACUGCAGAUCACCUACACAGUAAACCCCCAAGACGCCUGGGAGCUGUGGAGCAGUGUGAGAAAGGAUCCACAGGAGGAGAAUGAGGAAGGGGAAGGGGAGGAGGUGGAGAAGGGGAGUAGUAUUGAUAUUAAGGACGUGAUGAGGUUCAUGCAGGGGCUGAAGAGCCACUUCUACAGACACUUCAGGCUGGAUCUCUCAGCAGGAAGUCUGAAGCAGGUCUCCACAGCACUGGGUUCAGCCAAGUACAGCGGCAAGAUCAAGAUCUCCAACAGCAGAUACAUGAUCACCACCCUGACACUACUGACAGAGUGUGCCCUCCUCAAAAUGCCCAUCUGAAGAAUAAAGACUUGCAAUAGCAGCAUUCAAUUGAAAAACAGUUACUGCCUGGAAAGACUGGACAUGCAGCUCUAUAUUACAGUCCUUUUUUUUAAAACUAUGCUACUUUUUUUUUUUUUAAAUUAAAGUAAACCUUUUUUUCACAACAUGAAAUGGAAACACAUUUUUCACAAUAUUAUCUCUAAUGAAAGAAACCACAGAUUCCUAUUCUGGCUAUACUUUCCUGUCAUUAUCCAAAACCUAAACAGCAAUUAAAUACAGGUAAUCUUGUGGCCAUAAUAACUAUUAUGUAUUGAGGAAAAUGUCCUUGUGUUACGAGUUUACCAUGUUGUCUACUUUGCCUGCUGUGCUGGCAAACAUUCUUAGGUUCCACCCAUUCUUGUAAAUACUAUACUGUAUAUAUUAAUGUUGUUGCUUACAUAAUUUAGUCAUUUAUAGUUGUAAAUAAAAGCAAAAAAGGACAAUGUGAUGAUUAACAGCCUGACUCUAUUGGUUCAGGAUAGGUUCCGAUUUUUUAAAUCUUGUCAGGUGCCCAGCUGGCCAUUGAGAGCCACACAGUCGUUUUGUACAAAGAUGUAUUCGAAAGUUUAUCUGAAGUUAGUAUGAGGCUCCAACAGUCCGGGUUGACCGAUUAAAGUGGAUAUUUUCCAAAGUUACGGUCCUUUGAGUGCAAAAUCCCACUAAUUGCUGCUAUUCCUAUAGUAGCAAAAAUACUGCAGUACCUAUAGUAUGUAUACUAAGUAUGUUUGUGUCUGUGAAUCGAUUUUAUUACGUCAUUGUAUCUAUCCUAUUCCAGUGGUUAA